UAGAGAUACACACUGAGAGUCUUACUCAUCAAUUGACUGAUCAUUUGAUACACGAACAGCAGCCAUGAACAGUGGAACUUUUCAGAAAAAAACUGUCUUUAAAGCUAAAGUGUACAGAAUUCCUGCUCUUUUCUAUGAUACAGAAAGGGAAACUCUUCUGGCCUUUGCAGAGCAGCGGGAGACUACAGCUGAUACCUCUACUAAAAAUCUGGUUAUGGCAAAAGGAAAGGUAUCCCGCAGUGAGAGGAGUAUUCAGUGGACAGAGCCUGAAGAAGUGAAAGAGGCACAUCUUGAUGGACACCGUCCCAUGAACCCCUGCCCAGUGUAUGACAAGAAAAACAGCAAACUCUUCCUGUUUUUCAUCUGUAUCGAGGGCAAACUCUCAGACUGGGACCAGAUAGAUAAGGGCACCAACAAGACCCGUCUCUGCUACAUCACGAGUGAGGAUCACGGAGAUAACUGGAGUGAGGAGGUGACGGAUUUGACGGACAAACUGGACGAAAUUAAGGACUGGGCCACCUUUGCAGUUGGGCCAGGCCAUGGUCUUCAAACAGAGUCUGGUAGAUUGAUUGUUCCUGUUUAUGCUUAUAAUUCCUGCUGCCCCUCAUCGUGUUUUUGUUUUGUCAAACGUUGCUGCACUAAACCAUAUGUACUCGCCCUGUACAGUGAUGAUUCAGGUGUCAGUUGGCAGUUUGGGAAAAUGCUUCAGACUAUUUCAGUUGAAUGUCAAAUGGCAGAGUUUUUUGAUGAAGGAAACAAAAGCAUCAUCUACUGCAAUGCCCGUAGUGAGGGCGGCUAUCGAGUGGAGGCUGCCAGUGGAAAUGAUGGAGGUGAUUUUUCCCAGCUGUGUGGUGCUGAGAAGCUUGUUGAAACAUGUGGAGGUUGUCAGGGAAGUGUGGUCUCCUUUCCAGCUCAAAGUGAAGGUGAAAAUGCAGAGGGUGAGCAAAAAGAGAACCAGAACAAGUGGCUGCUCUUCACUCACCCAAGUUACAAGUGUAAAAGGAUUAAUUUAGGAGUGUAUCUGAACAAAUCCCCAAAGUCUCCAAGUGCAUGGAGCAAACCCUGGAUCAUUAACCAUGGACCCAGUGGUUACUCAGACCUGGCUUACAUUGGUGGUGGUUGGUUUGCUUGUCUAAUGGAGUGUGGGGAGACAAAAGAAACUGAGCAGAUAGCCUCUGUGGUUUUUAGCUACAAAGACAUUGAGCCAUGCAUCACUGAUUCAUGUCUGUGUCACUGUCUUUAACUGACAUGACGCCUUUUGUUGCUGUCAAACCAUAAGAGACAUGUUGUCUUCCACAUAUGAAACUUCAAAGUAAUUUGCUGUUUCAUACAAGUAAUGCUACUGCAGUGAAAAACUAAUUAGAACUGAUGAACAUAUUACAUAUUUACAAGCAGUUAUAUUUACAUGCUCUGCCUUUUAAAAUAAUUAACAGCCAUAUACAAAUACAGUUAACUUUAAGUUGCUUAUAUUUUCAUUUACGUUUGAUUUGAUUUUGAUUUCAGCUCUAACAAUCAUGAAAGUUAUGCAUGAAAAUAUACAGACAUGUUAAACUGUAUUUCUUUAUUGUACUUGUAAAGAUGUCAUAUGUGUGAGUUUGUGUUGUUUAUCAAAUGUAAAGAAUUAAAUAUAUUUCACAAAUACUUUAUUAUAACAGCUGUCUUGAUUAGUUAAAAUAAAUAUUGAACAAUCUGUUUUGUUUGACAUUUGACACUCUUUUCAGUAGCUGAGACAAAGUGCAUCUUCUUUUCAUCUUAAUGAGGCUUCAAGGGAAACUGUCAGGUUUGAUAAAGUAAAACUUCACAAACAAAAUACUAUUGCAGUGAAAACAUUUUCAUCACUGUUGAAAAUAUUAAAAGUUUCUGCUCUGGACCAGAUGUGAAACUUUUAAUAUUUUAACUUUUUGCUCAACUUGUUUUUACUGAGGAUGAUUGGAAUUACUGAAUUGAGAAAUUGCUAAAACAGACUGGAGAGGUUUUUUAUUUUUUGCAAUAUUUCACCUUCCUUUCCCACUUGUAGGGCUGUGACAAACUUAAAAUGCGUUGUUACUUUAGUCAUUUCUGAAACACAUUUCAAGGUUUUGUGUUUGUGUUAUGAUGUGUGUUGAUUUGUAUGUUCAAAUCCUGGUUGUUUCUUAUUGUGCUUUUCCAUUUACUGAUGUAUGUAAUGACAUAUAUUCUUCAAUAACAAGAAAAUAAUAAACUACAAUAAUAUGA
Toxotes jaculatrix (banded archerfish) is the source of this 2214-nucleotide messenger RNA. Its product is annotated as sialidase-4-like. The transcript has 2 exons. Gene Ontology annotation, cellular component: cytoplasm; membrane; lysosome. The record is from RefSeq and is a predicted model, not a curated record. Gene Ontology annotation, molecular function: exo-alpha-sialidase activity. The coding region runs from base 65 to 1243 and encodes 392 amino acids. Gene Ontology annotation, biological process: oligosaccharide catabolic process; ganglioside catabolic process. NCBI's taxonomy places the organism in Eukaryota, Metazoa, Chordata, Actinopteri, Toxotidae.